CUGGUGUCUCACGAACUCUAGGAAGCUCUAGAAGUUAAACCCAACUUUUCUAUUAUAAUGAUCCUCUAAACCUCGUUUAUCUCUAACUUUAGCGGACUCUGCAGAUUCUGCGUUCUGUUCUUUGCUCAUUUGAUCAUCUUCUUCAACAUCUUUUAACUGCUCUUUGCUCUGUUUUCUGUCUUUCAAACAGAAUGGCUGAACAAGCAUACACUGUGGCAUCUGAUAGUGAGAACACUGGGGAGGAAAAAUCUUCAUCGACUUUACCGGAGAUCGCUAUCGGGAUCGAUAUUGGCACUUCGCAGUGCAGUGUUGCAGUCUGGAAUGGCUCCCAAGUUGAGCUCCUCAAAAACACAAGAAACCAGAAGAUGAUGAGGUCAUAUGUCACAUACAAAGAUGACAUCCCUUCAGGGGGGGUCAGCAACCAGCUCUCCAACGAGCACGAAAUGCUAUCUGGAGCUGCCAUCUUCAACAUGAAGCGCUUAGUAGGCAGAGUUGACACCGAUCCCGUCGUUCACGCGUGUAAAAGCCUUCCCUUUCUGGUGCAGACAUUGGAUAUUGGUGUCCGUCCUUUCAUUGCAGCCUUGGUGAACAAUGCCUGGAGAUCCACUACUCCUGAGGAAGUUAUGGCGAUAUUUUUGGUUGAAUUGAGAGCAAUGGCUGAACUCCAACUUAAGCGGCCUAUAAGGCACGUUGUUCUGACGAUCCCUGUUUCGUUCGGCCGAUUCCAACUGACUCGCAUAGAACGAGCUUGUGCAAUGGCUGGCCUUCAUGUCCUGAGACUCAUGCCUGAGCCGACCGCUGUGGCAUUGCUAUAUGCGCAGCAGCAGCAACAGACCACACACGAUAACAUGGGUAGUGGGAGUGAAAAGAUUGCUCUCAUCUUCAACAUGGGCGCUGGGUAUACCGAUGUAGCGGUGACUGCCACAGCAGGAGGGGUUUCCCAGAUAAGAGCACUGGCAGGAAGUGCCAUUGGUGGAGAAGACUUGCUUCAGAACAUGAUGCAUUAUCUAUUGCCUAAUGCUGAUACACUUUUCUCAAGCCAUAGCAUCAACGAGAUCAAAGCGAUGGGCUUGCUCCGUGUCGCGACUCAGGAUGCUAUCCACAAGCUCUCGACGCAGACCAGUGUCCCAAUCAAUCUGGACUUGGGAAAUGGCUCGAAAAUAAAUAAGGUCUUGCACAGACAGGAGUUUGAGGAAGUGAACAGAAAGGUGUUUGAGAAAUGUGAGACUCUAGUUACCCAGUGCCUCCAUGAUGCCAAGGUAGAAAUUGAAGAUGUGAAUGAUGUCAUAGUUGUAGGCGGGUGUUCAUACAUUCCGAAGGUGAAAGAUCUCGUCACGAGUGCCUGCAAGAGAAAAGAGCUUUACAAAGGCAUGAACCCGUUGGAAGCUGCAGUUUGUGGGGCUGCACUUGAAGGAGCAGUGGCCUCUGGUAUUAGUGACCCCUUUGGGAAUCUAGACUUGCUGACCAUUCAAAUAGCAACUCUCGCCAUAGGAAUCCGUGCUGAUGGGGGCAACUUCAUUCCCAUAAUACCGAGGAACACCACAAUGCCAGCAAGGAAGGAGAUGACAUUCACAACUGCUCAUGACAACCAGACGGAGGCGCUGAUAGUGGUCUACGAGGGCGAGGGGCAGAAGGUGGAGGAGAAUCACUUGCUGGGGUAUUUCAAGAUAGUUGGGAUCCCGCCUGCGCCAAAAGGAGCGCCAGAGAUCAGCGUGUGCAUGGACGUAGACGCCUCAAACGUGCUGAGGGUUUUUGCGGGUGUUGUUCAGUUGGGUUCUUAUCAACCGGCAAUGCCUUUCAUGGAAGUGAGGAUGCCUACAGUUGAUGAUGGUCAUGGCUGGUGUGCCGAAGCCUUGAACAGAGCUUAUGGUUCUACUUUGGAUUUGGUCAGUGUUCAGAAGAAAAUAUAGCUUUUUAGCUUGUGCAUUGAUAAAAUCAAUUUCAUGUUGUGAGUUAUUUGGAGGUUAUUGUGUGUAUUUAUCGAGUAUGUACUUUGGUUUUUUGAUGAAAUGAUGAUGGAAGAGUUGUUUUGUUCAUUAUGGUUGUAAUAAUUAAAAAGAAGAAAUAAAGCUCAUGUUUU
Morus notabilis is the source of this 2080-nucleotide messenger RNA. Its product is annotated as heat shock 70 kDa protein 8. Gene Ontology annotation, cellular component: cytoplasm. Lineage: Eukaryota; Viridiplantae; Streptophyta; Magnoliopsida; Rosales; Moraceae. Gene Ontology annotation, molecular function: ATP binding; misfolded protein binding; ATP hydrolysis activity. Gene Ontology annotation, biological process: cellular response to unfolded protein; protein refolding. Bases 192 to 1910 code for a protein of 572 amino acids. The transcript has 2 exons. The record is from RefSeq and is a predicted model, not a curated record.